Molecule: messenger RNA, 10852 nt
Organism: Pelodiscus sinensis (Chinese soft-shelled turtle)
Lineage: Eukaryota; Metazoa; Chordata; Testudines; Trionychidae
Gene: KMT2E
Product: lysine methyltransferase 2E (inactive)
Biological process (GO): regulation of DNA-templated transcription
Cellular component (GO): Set3 complex; Rpd3L-Expanded complex
Source: RefSeq, a predicted model, not a curated record
GCAGUGACAUAGAGGGAGCGUAGGAGGCUGAGAGGAGGGAGACGGGAGCAGCAGCGGCAGAGGGGUUUGUACAUAGGUCCCAAGGUAAAGGCGCUUCCCAGCAGGGUUCUGAGAACCGAGCCGGUCUGCAGGACCCCUCCGCUCACUCCUCUACGCCAGAGUCGGCUGAGGGCUGAGUCCUGACCAGUUUAGGGACAUCCGCAGUGGGGCCGUUGCAUUAUUUUGGUUGGGAUAGGAAAGGGGCUCCGCUAAGUGGGUCCUGCUGCCUGGCCUGUGACCAUUACAGGGUUUGUGGAUGCACUUAGAUGUUUGCAAUGAGCACUGUGGCUGGAAUGCCCCAGUGUUUUGGAUACCAAUGCACAGGACUCCAUAGUAAUCGAAUUUAUCAGAAACGAACGUCAUGAGCAUAGUGAUCCCGCUUGGGGUUGACACAGCAGAAACGUCUUAUUUGGAAAUGGCUGCAGGCUCAGAACCAGAAUCUGUAGAAGCUAGCCCUGUGGUAGUUGAAAAAUCGAACAGUUAUCCGCACCAAUUAUAUACCAGCAGUUCUCAUCAUUCUCACAGUUAUAUUGGUUUGCCUUAUGCGGACCAUAACUAUGGUGCUCGUCCUCCUCCAACACCUCCAGCAUCUCCUCCUCCAUCCGUUAUUAUCAGCAAGAACGAAGUAGGAAUAUUUACCACUCCGAAUUUUGAUGAAACUUCUAGUGCUACUACCAUCAGCACAUCAGAGGAUGGAAGUUAUGGAACUGAUAUUACCAGGUGCAUUUGCGGUUUUACCCAUGAUGAUGGAUACAUGAUCUGUUGUGACAAAUGCAGUGUUUGGCAGCACAUUGACUGCAUGGGUAUCGACAGGCAGCAUAUUCCUGAUAUAUAUUUGUGUGAACGUUGUCAACCUAGAAGUUUAGAUAAAGAAAGGGCAGUGCUACUUCAGCGAAGAAAAAGGGAUAAUAUGUCAGACGGGGAUACAAGUGCAACUGAAAGUGGUGAUGAAGUUCCUGUGGAACUGUAUACUGCUUUUCAACACACCCCAACUACAAUUACUCUAACUGCUACAAGGGUUACUAAGGUUAAUGACAAGAAAAGGAAAAAAAGUGGAGAGAAAGAGCAGAACAUUGCAAAAUGUAAAAAGGCUUUUCGUGAAGGAUCUAGGAAAUCUUCAAGAGUUAAGGGUUCAGCUCCGGAGAUUGAUCCUUCUGACAGUUCAAAUUUUGGAUGGGAAACUAAAAUCAAGGCAUGGAUGGAUCGUUAUGAAGAAGCAACUAAUAACCAGUACAGUGAAGGUGUUCAGAGAGAGGCGCAAAGAAUAGCUCUGAGACUAGGCAAUGGAAAUGACAAAAAAGAAGUUAGCACCAGCAACCUGAUCUUCAAACCUCCAGUAGAGAGCUAUGUGCAAAAAAACAAAAAAAUUCUAAAAGCUGCCAAAGACUUGCCUCCAGAUGCGCUUAUUAUUGAAUAUAGAGGAAAGUUCAUGCUGAGAGAACAAUUUGAAGCUAAUGGGUAUUUCUUUAAAAGGCCAUACCCUUUUGUUUUGUUCUAUUCCAAAUUCCAUGGACUAGAAAUGUGUGUUGAUGCAAGAACCUUUGGAAAUGAAGCUCGAUUCAUUAGACGGUCUUGUAUGCCCAAUGCGGAGGUGAGACAUGUAAUUGAAGAUGGAACAAUUCAUCUUUAUAUUUACUCCAUCCAAAACAUUCCAAAGGGAACAGAAAUUACUAUCGCAUUUGAUUUUGAUUAUGGAAAUUGUAAAUACAAAGUGGAUUGCGCUUGCCUCAAAGAAAAUCCUGAAUGUCCUGUUCUUAAACAUGGUUCCGAACCUACAGAAAACAUCAAUACUGGAUAUGAGACUAGAAGGAAAAAGGGAAAGAAAGAAAAGGACAUUUCAAGAGAAAAGGAAACACAAAAUCAGAACAUCACACUUGAUUGUGAAGGAACAGCCACAAAAAUGAAGAUUCCUGAUAAUAAGCAGAGGAGACUUUCUCCCCUCAGGCUGUCCAUUUCCAAUAAUCAGGAGCCAGAUUUUAUUGAUGAUAUAGAAGAAAAAACUCCUAUUAGCAAUGAAGUAGAAAUGGAAUCAGAGGAGCAGAUUGCAGAAAGGAAAAGGAAGAUGACAAGAGAAGAAAGGAAAAUGGAAGCUAUUCUGCAAGCUUUUGCCAGACUAGAAAAAAGAGAAAAAAGAAGAGAACAGGCUUUGGAAAGAAUCAGCACAGCUAAAACUGAGGUUAAAUCAGAAUGCAAGGAAGCCCAGAUUAUCAGUGACACUGAGUUUAUUCAGGAAUCAGCAAAAGAGGAAACUGCCACCAAGCCAACCCCUGCCAAAGUUAAUAGAGCUAAACAAAGGAAAAGUUUCUCUCGGAGCAGAACACAUAUUGGACAGCAGCGUAGACGACACAGAACUGUCAGCACAUGUUCAGAUAUCCAGCCAUCUUCUCCAGAUGUGGAAGUCGCUUCACAACAGAAUGAAACUGAGAACACUGCACUUGCAACUGAGCCUGAAACAGAAACUGCUGUUGCAGAAAUAGUCACUGAAACAGAAGCUCCAGCACUUAAUAAAUACCCUGCUAAGUAUCCUAAAACAAAGAAGCACUUGGUCAGUGAAUGGUUAAGUGAGAAGAAUGAGAAGACAGGAAAGCCUAUAGAGAACCCUUCAGAAAGGCCUUUGCGUAUAACUACAGAUCCUGAAGUUCUGGCUACACAACUGAAUUCUUUACCAGGCCUCACUUACAGUCCACAUGUGUAUUCUACUCCUAAGCACUAUAUUCGUUUUACUUCACCAUUCCUUUCAGAAAAAAAAAGGAGAAAAGAACCCAUGGAAAACAUUACUGGCUCUUGCAAGAAGCGUUGGUUGAAACAAGCUUUAGAAGAAGAAAACUCAACAAUGAUAGACAGAUUUAAUUCUCCAACUCAAGAAAGAUCUAGGAGUCCUGUGAUCAAUGGUGAAAAUAAAAGUCCAUUAUUACUGAAUGACAGCUGUUCCUUACCAGAUCUAACAACACCAUUAAAAAAACGAAGACUCUAUCAGCUGUUGGAUUGUGCUUAUUCAGAAACCUCCACACCUAUUCCUUCUCCAUAUGCAACACCAACUCAUGGUGAUAUCACUGCCACAGACCCAUCAUUGUUUGCUACUCCUCCUAGGAUAAAAGCAGAAGAUGAAACUUGUAAGAAUGGUUACAAACCCAUAUAUUCACCAGUUACUCCUGUGACUCCAUGUGUACAUGGAAAUGCCAUGCACUUUGAGAAUAUUUCCUCACCCGACAGUUCCCCAGAAAUUAAGAGGAGAGCUUACUGUCAAGAGGGAUAUGACAGAUCAUCCACAGUACUAGCACUAAAUUCUUUCAGAAAUUCCAGUCUGACAGAAAUGGGCCUGCAAGAAAUAAAGACUAUUGGAUAUUCUAGUCCAAGAAAUAGGACUGAUGUCACAAGGCAGUGCACUGGAGAAAAGGAAUCUCUAUCAGACCUCCAGUUGGGACUCGAAGUAAUUGAGCAAAGUACACUGCAUAAAAACUUGGAAGCCCCUUCACACGACAGGACUGAUUCUAACAGCCACCUAGAAACUGCUCACUGUGGACGGGGUACGAUUUACUCUACAUGGGUAAAAAGCCCAGACAGGACAGGUGUAAAUUUUUCAAUGAAUUCUAAUUUAAGGGACUUAACACCUUCACAUCAGUUGGAAGUAGGAGGUGGAUUCAGAAUAAGUGAAUCAAAGUGCCUGAUUCAAGAUGAUGCAAGAGGCAUGUUUAUGGAAGCAUCUGUUUUCUGUACUUCAGAAGAUGGAAUUGCAUCUGGCUUUGGAAGGACUGUCAAUAACGACAUCUUGAUGGAUGGAAAUUGCACGCCCCAGAAUCCUCCACAAAAGAAAAAGGUGUCUUUAUUAGAAUACCGAAAGAGACAACGAGAAGCUAGAAAAAGUGGCUCCAAGACAGAGAGCUUUUCUCUGGUUACAGUAUCUCCUCAUGCUGCUGGUGGAGGAAGUAUAAGCAGUAACAGUGGUGCUAAUGAUGGGUAUAACAGUGGUGAAAAUGGGGAGCAAAUUGAUAACACUGCUAACGUAUCUUUACCACUGACAGCUACUGUUUAUAAUACAACUCCAGAAGAAACUAGCAACAAUUGUCCAACUAAAGAAGCUUCUUCCAGUGACAAAAAUGAACCCGAAGUUCAAUGGACUGCUUCAACUUCAGUGGAACAAGUGAGGGAGCGAAGUUAUCAGAGAGCUUUACUUCUCAGUGAUCAUAGGAAAGACAAGGACAGUGAUCCUGAUCCUGAAAAUCCAGAGUCCACAACUGAAUGUCAGUCCCCAGAAACGUCUCAGAAAACUUGUAGUAGUCCUUCAAAAGUAAGCAAGCCUUCUUCACCUGGUCCUGUAGUUUCAGUGCAAUCAAUUGGCAGAACACCCACAAAACCAGAUUCUCACUGGGAAACUUCAGUUAAUGCUCCAGAGACUGAGAAUGUGAACCAUCCGAAAUCUGAGCUGCAACAAAAACAACUGACAAAUAAUGUCCAAGUACUUUCAAAAACUCACCCAUCUCAGUCGCAUUUGCGCAGUUCAACAGAGCAACUUUGCCAUUCACAAAAGCUGCCUUCUGCACCUUUGAAACUGCAUUGUCCCCCUUCACCUCAUGUAGAAAAUCCUCCAAAGUCGUCUACUCCUCACACACCUGUACAGCAUGGUUAUCUUUCACCAAAGCCUCACUCACAACAGUUAGGAUCUCCGUACAGACCUCAUCAUCCACAGUCACCUCAAGUUGGAACACCUCAGAGAGAAACACACAGAAGUUUUUAUCCAGCAGCACAGAACCUACAGCCUGGUAGUCAGCAGCAGGCUAGUGGACAGUUGUUCACCCAGGCACCUUCAGGACAAUCUUCUGCAACUUAUAGUCAGUUUAGCCAACAAAGUUUGAACAACAGUGCGCCACCCCCACCCCCUCCCCCACCCCCUUCGUCUACUUACUAUCAAAACCAGCAGCCCUCUGGAAGCUUUCAGAGUUAUAGUCAGAUAAAGGGUAGCAUACCCCAACAAACUGUUUUCUCGUCUGGACCAAAUCAAGCACUUCCUGGCACUACAGGCCAGCAAGCAGUCCCAGGACACCAUGUAACUUCAGGGCACUUUUUGCCCUCUCAGAACCCUAGUAUUCAUCAUCAGGCUUCAGCAUCUGCUGUUCCUCCUCCACCACCACCUCCACCUGCUCCAGGACCUCAUCUUGUACAGCAGCAAAGUUCCCAUCAGCAGCAUUCUGUAGCACACGUAGUAGGUCCAGUUCAUGCUGUGGCAGUAGCACCUGGAUCACACAUUCAUUCUCAAGCUGCUGGUCACCAUUUGCCACCUCCACCUCCACCCCCAGGUCCUCUACCCCUCCAUCAACCUCAUUCCACAACUGGACAUCAAGGUCUACAAGCACAACACCAGCAUGUAGUAAACUCAGCUCCUCCACCUCCCCCACCUCCACCCUCCAAUGUUUUAGGCUCUGGGCAUCACCCAGCCUCAGCACAAGGGUUACAUCAUCCAUCACAUCAAGGACCUCCACAUUUUCCUUCAAGUGCAUCUUCCUAUUCACCACAAACUCCCCAUCAUACAACCUUGGGACCUGCACCUCAGCAUCCACCUACUGGAACAGGACCUCACUGUCCACUACCAGGUCAAGGUCCUCAUAUCCAACCUCAAGGACCAAACAGUAUUCCAACACCUACAGCUUCAGGGUUCUGUCCUCAUCCUAGCUCUGUAACCCUUCCUCAUGGGGUGCAAGGACCUCAGCAGGCUUCACCAGUGCCUGGACAAAUUCCUAUUCACAGAGCACAGGUGCCACCAACUUUUCAAAAUAAUUACCAUGGUUCUGGGUGGCAUUAAAAUGGGACCCUUGCUCCUAAACAUUUUAAAAAUGUUUCUGUAAAGUAAACUGUAUAUAUUUCAUAUGUACCUGUUCAAGGUACUUUUUAAAGCUUGUACAUGAUACUUUGUAUAAAAGCAAACACCAGUGCUCUUUCAUUGUAUUCUUUCCAUUAUUUUUGCUUUUUUAAAAUUCCUGAAAAAUGUGCUGUUCAGCCAGUAUUAGGUAUAUCUUUUUAUUUUGUAAGUGAACAUUCCAGCAGUUUUUUCUGGCAGAUUUGAUGCUGCAUAAUCUUUCAAUUUUAUUGUUGCAGUUAAAAUUCAUUUAGUGAAUGUUUUCUAUAUUACUUUUUAUACAUAUGUAAUUAAAUAAGUACACUGAUAAGAGAUGGCACGAAUAGGUUUUUCAUUUUCUUCUGUCAACAGUUCUUUGUGUGCAUAUUGCUAGAAAACAAUGCAAUACAAAUUUUUAUAGUUUGGCGUGGACAUGACUUUUGUUUCAUCAGUUACUUGCAAAAAUGUAAAAUUUAAUGUAUAGAUUGUUUCUAAUAUCUGACAACUGCUGUAAAUACUGUUUCUUUUGCGUGUAAAAUUGCUUAAGGCGCCUUUCAUUUGAUAUAGUACUGUACAUAAUGACAAGUCUCUUUUGCAAAAAUGUGUGAUCUUUGUGGAAGUAGUACAGUAUAUGAUCUUCAAUUUUUUAAUAUACUGUCACAUUACAGCACUGGUUGGGCAUUUUAAUUCAUGUUAAUAAAUCACAAUUAUGUCAGUUUUAACCAACUGGCCCUGAGUGGUGUGUAUUUAAGGAAAAAUAAGAUUUGGUGACUGGGACCCGCUAGCUCUGAAGGUAUCCCUACUGCCAGCAGCAGCACAAAAGCAAAGGUGACAAUAGAUAACACUCUUAAUUCUCUGCUGUCUUCAGAACUGGGUGCACUGCUAGCAGCUGCUGCUGCUGUUCCCGUCUUGCUCACUUUAAAGGUAGGGGAUGUAAACUACUACAGACACAAAGUGGGGGAGGGGAGGGAAUCAAGUAAGUUUGAGAUCCACUGCAUUAAAGGUUAGGUUUUUUUUUUUUUUUUGCUGAUCUUAGUGAUUAGAGAUGAGGAAAAAACUACUUGAAAUAUCAAUGUAGUGUCAGUUUACUGAAACAUGUUACAUUAUACAAAACUAAUCCACACAGUUUAUGCAUUGUACAUGAUCAAUAUUAAUACACUGGUACAGUUACAGACUAGAUCCAUACCAAAUCUGAUUCAAAUAUUGGUUAUUCUGAUCUAGAAGACAGACCACAGUAGCAUUUGCACAUACUUUUAGGUAUGUUUUCUAUUCUAAAAGUUCAAAGCAGAAUUCCAGUUGUGGCAACAUUAAUGAUGUCAGAUUUUGCAUUUCUGAAAUGCAGCACUUAAAACAAAUGACUACCUACACUGUGAAGACAUUUCAAAAUAAAAAUGACAAAAUUAUGAAGUUUUAUUACCAAGAGGAGAUGAGCACAUUUUUGUGGCUAGAGAGUAACAGAUUUAACAAAACAUGAAUAUAUACAGGCUGCCCCCAACUUGUGAUGCGAUCAGCUCCAGGGAUAGUGCCACAAGUUGGCAUUGUAACUCAAGCCCGCAUUUAUGAUAAGUGUCAUACGCCAUCGUAAAUGCAGGGCUGAGGAUGUAAGUCGGGGGAUUUCAGCCCCUUCCGCGCUUACAGAAAAGAUAAUUAAGUGCGGGGAGUCAUAAAGCGGGGGCCUCCUGCACCUAUGAUAAGAUAAUCUUUGUGCUAACUAAAAUCCUGCCACUAUGCUUGAAUGCAGCUAUUUAUAAUCCCUUUAGUCAUAUUAAAUACCAAUCUGUGGAAGGACAAAUUAUUUCAGAUUUUAAGCUAAUUUAGUGGGUUGUAUAUAAUUUUAAUGAAACAAUACAAAUUUAAUUAGCCUUGCAAAACUAGCUGAAUGUAUGUGGGCAUCAAGUAACUUUUCUACUAUAGCUGAAUGCAGAUGUUAGUGCUUUAAGAAUCAAGAACAUCCACUAGUUUAUAAAAAGCUAAUAUGCAAGACUAAGUUAAGAGGAACUGUUGUUUUGUCUUAAUGUGCAACUGCUACUUUGCAACUGAAAACACAUUGGACUGGUAAGAGUAUUAGAAAUCAAUUUUCUUACUAACUCCAGGAAAGAUCAUUGUUCCAUUGCUAUUUAUAUCCUUGUCUUUUCCUCUGUGUCUAGCAACCAAAGUCUACUAGGAAUUGACCAAGACCCAUCAACUCUUUUAUUAAAAGAUCAAAUAGCUUACAAUCAAUGCCAAUGACCAGAGCCCAGCACUGAAAAAGUAAGAGUGGGUUAUUCAUCCUCUGCAGUAACUGACAUUCUUUGAGAUGGGUGUCCCGGUGCAUGCUCCAUCUUAGGUGUUUUGCUGCCGCAAUGCACCUGGCCAGAAGAUUUUAUUAGUAGAGGCUUUGACUGCUAGCAUGCAUAUGUGCAGAAACACUACACACACUAGGUGGCUGAGGCGCAUGCACGAGAUACGGUCACCUCAGUUCCUCCUUUGCCCCAGAAAAGUAUGGAAAUAAUAUCCAAGCUGUGGGGGGAGGAAGGGUGGAUGGUGGAGCACCCACAAUGACACCCAUCUCGAAGAACAUAAAUUACUGCAGAGAAUGAGUAACCCUCCUUUUUCUUUGAGGAGUGUCCCUGUGGGUGCUCCACCUUAGGUGACUACAAGCUUCGGACCGUGUAGUAUCCUUUUGGACCGUGGUAAGGAUUGUAUGUCCCAACACAGUUUCUCUGGAUGUGUAGGAGUCUAGAGCAUAGUGAGCAGCAAAUAUAUAAGUAGAGGACCAGGGGACCAUAUCCAAUUUGCAUCUAUUGGCCAGAGAGAUGCCCUGUACACAGGCUGUUGAUGCUGCCAUGGCCCUCGUUGAAUGUGCACAAAGGUGUGCAGGUGGUUCUUUUCCGAAGAUUGAAUAUGCUAUUCAUAUGCAUUAUACUAUCCGUUUUGAGAUCCUUCUCCCUUGACAUUGGUGCUUUCUAGGGUCAUAUUGUCUUUGAGAAUGACCAAAAAGGGAAAAUCUGUAUCUCUGAACAUAAGGAUUGGGUUUUUUUUGUAUUUUGGUGCAAGAGCCUGGAUGCCCAGCAUUUUAAGUGUGGCCCUGGCAUCUUUGAGGGACUGUAAAGAAGCAUUUGUGCCAUCAGCGAAGAGCUUCGGGCCCUCGAACGAAAGGUCUUCCACCUUCGUCUGGACCUCCUUUAGGAAACCAGAGCGGUGGAGUCAGGAGGCUCUUCUCAUCACCACAGAGAUGGCCAGGACUCAUGAAGCUGUAUCAGGACUCAUGAAGCUGAGUCCAAAGCAGUUUGGAAGGCUGUUCUGGCUAUCAGGAGACCCUUGUUGGUGUUCACUCUCAUUUGUUCUAUUUUAUCCUCUGGGAGGAACUGAAUAAAAUCUGCAAUUUGCUCAAAUAUGUGAUGAAUGUAAUUAGCAAUGUGUAGCUGUAGGGAGACAGAGGAGUAUGACCAUCUGCCCAUUAUGUCUAGUCAUUUCCACUCAUCAGGAGGGGUGCAUUUGGCAACUUGCUCCGCUGAUUCACUGCCUCAAUUAGUAUGGAGUUAGGGGAGGAACGUGAGAAUAAAAACUCAGCAUCCUGAGGAACCAUGUAAUAUUUCCUACCCACCUUCUUGCUCACUGGGUGGUGGGUGUUUGCCAAAGUUGCUUGGCUGGGUCCAUGAGGGCGGGAUCCAUGGGGAGAACGAGCCUCAUGGAUGAAGCGGUAUAGAAGGAUGCUCGUAAGUUUAUGCUGGGUCUCUGGCAGUGUGGCUAAUGAGACCUCUUGAAAAGGUCUUGGAAAGCCUUGAAAUCAUCCCCAGAUAGGGCUUGCAGAGGCAUGAGUGUGUCCCCAGGGGAGGAAGGAGAGAUGUGUGUAAGUGGGUGAGGAAGUAGUGGAUUCCUUGUUGCCAGUGUGGUAAGGCUGCUUGUAAGUGAGGGAAUUUGCACCUCUGCGUAGUGUCUGGGAGGAGUUGAGAUCAUGAUAGAAGCCUGAUCCUCCUCACCAGAGAACAGAGGUAUGGAAGUGCCAGGCAUAGACAUGGAAAACCCCUCGGAGUGCGAGGAGGAAUCAGUGGCAAACAAGGGUGUCACGGGCACUGAAGAGAUCAUAGAAUAGUCUGUGGACCAAAAAGGAGGCACUGGUGGUAAAUAAUAUUAUAUGCUUUGGCUUUGCAAGCAGAGGGGCUGGUGCAGGUGCUGGGGGAGGUAACUGCGCUCUGGUCCCUGCGCUGCCUUUACGUACAGCAAUGCUUGGUGUCGGUAAGACCGAUACUGUUGUAGCCCUGUGCUGUUCAAACAUGACAGGCUUGGGCUUAUCAGCAUGUUUAGGUACAAUGACCAAGUCCUUAGACCCUCGAGACACAGUGGGUGAACACUGCCCUAGUAAGUGCUUAUCUGGAUCCCCAGCAGGGACGGAGCUGGCUUAGAGUUCAGGGAUCACCCUUUCUUAUGUGAAGGGGAUUCCCUCUUUGCUGCUACAUCAUGUGCUCGCUUCUGUUUGGAAGAGGCACAGCUGCACCAGUGGGAACUGCUUUAUCCAACAUCACCGCUGGUGAUAGUAAUAGCAAGGAUGCAGGGUGGCCAGGGUCUGACGCUGGUCUGAGGGAGUGUUUGAGGUAGAUCCAGGUGGAGCUGCAAACCCUCUGGCUCUCCUGCCCUGGCUGCCAAAUUUUCACUGAUGACAGUAAACUGCGCUGUAAUUGUCCAGACAGUGUAUGCACUGAAAGUGCUAGUCUGACUGCAAGUUUGAAAGCAUGUGAGGAGAAAACAGUGUUUAAAACAGAGCCCCUGCUUGGGAGAACGCUGUGAAAAAGACGAAGAAAAAAAAUAUUAAAUCUGUGGAAAAAAAAUCACACUCAGUCUUAUGUGAGGAGGAUGGAGCUGAAGCUGAGGGAAAAGAAACUCCUCAGUGCAGGAGAGAGGAAUCCCCUGAGGGGAAGCACAGGUUGCAGAGCCCGCACCUCUCUCUGUGUCUGAGGAAGACACUUGGUUGUCUUUCUCUUUUUUUUGGGGGGGGGGGGGGGA